Molecule: messenger RNA, 1084 nt
Organism: Passer montanus (Eurasian tree sparrow)
Lineage: Eukaryota; Metazoa; Chordata; Aves; Passeriformes; Passeridae
Product: creatine kinase M-type-like
Exons: 5
Biological process (GO): phosphocreatine biosynthetic process
Molecular function (GO): creatine kinase activity
Source: RefSeq, a predicted model, not a curated record
CAUGUCCCCACGGUGUCCCCGCAGUGCCACCAUGCCGUUCAGCAACACCCACAACAAGUACAAGCAGAAGUUCUCGGCCGAGGAGGAGUUCCUGACCUGUCCCAAGCACAACAACCACAUGGCCAAGGUGCUGACCCCCGCCCUGUACCAGAAGCUGCGCGACAAGGAGACCCCCAGCGGCUUCACCCUCGACGACGUCAUCCAGACCGGCGUGGACAACCCCGGUGCGUCCUCGCGGGGGUCCCCAGCCCUCCACGGGGGUCCCCAGACCACUCAAGGGGUCCCCAACCCAUCCACGGGGUCUCCAGCCCACCCCAGGGGUCCCCAAACCACCCAAGGGGUCCCCAAAUGGUCCAUGGGGUCCUCACCCCAUCCAUGGGGUCUCCAACUCAUCUAUGGGGUCCCCAGACCACUCAAGGGGGGUCCCCAGCCCGCCCCAGGGGUCCCCAGCCCACCACGGGGGUCCCCAAACCCAAAUUGGGGAGGGGUCCCCAGAUUUGGGAGGGGUCUCCAAAAUUUGGGAGGAGUCCCUAAAAUUUGGGAGGGGUCCUCAGGGGUCUCAGGAGGGCAGGGAAGGGGUGACAGGGACACCAGGGAAGGGGUGACAGGGGCACCAUGGGGUGACACCACCGACAGGCACCGCACCGACCUCAACCAGGAGAACCUCAAGGGCGGGGAGGACCUGGACCCCAAGUACGUGCUGAGCAGCCGCGUGCGCACCGGCCGCAGCAUCAAGGGCUACUCGCUGCCGCCGCACUGCAGCCGCGGCGAGCGCCGCGCCAUCGAGAAGCUGUCAGUCACAGCCCUGAACAGCCUGGACGGGGAGUUCAAGGGCAAGUACUACCCGCUGAAGGCCAUGACGGAGCAGGAGCAGCAGCAGCUCAUCGACGACCACUUCCUGUUCGACAAGCCCGUGUCGCCGCUGCUGCUGGCCUCGGGCAUGGCCCGCGACUGGCCCGACGCCCGCGGCAUCUGGUGGGCACCCGCGGGCACCCGGGGGGUUCCUAGGGGCAUCUGGGGGCACCUGGGGGGUUCCUGGGGGCACCUGGGGGCAGUUAGAGACACCCGGGGGCACCCGGGGGCA